This is a messenger RNA of Darwinula stevensoni, 693 nucleotides long. Lineage: Eukaryota; Metazoa; Arthropoda; Ostracoda; Podocopida; Darwinulidae. The record is from the annotation of a GenBank genome assembly.
AUUUUAGGAAGUAACUGGCGGUUCACUGAUGUUUUCUCGUUUUUCAGAAUCCUGGAUGACAAGGAACUCUAUGAAGACCAGAAACCCAUCUCCCUCUCUGAUCUGACUUCUCUGUCACGCUUCUUGAACCAGUUCCUCUUCAAAUCUCUUUGGACAGAGCUGAUUUCCUCCCAUGGAUUGUCUGAGAAUCAUUUAUUUGCAUCGCUGCACAAGAUGCUGGUGCUGAUCUACUGGCGGGACUCACGGAGACGUUUCACAACGCCAAAUCACUGGCUUCUAAAGGAUGUCAGUGUCUCCUCCUUUCUGUAUGAGCUGGAGAAAAAGAAGCCACGUGCUCUGGUGAACACUUUCAUCUUGGUGCUGAUGAAGAAGAUGCCCCACUUGAUUCCUCAUCAUGAGAGGGUCAUCCUGUUCCGCAAGGCCGUACAAGAGGAUAAGGAACGACUUGGCCUCUUGGAUUCUUCUCCAUCUCACUCUUGCUUCUCUACUGUCAUCAGUGUACACCGGAGCAGCUUAGUGGAUGAUGGAUAUCGGCAGUUGUCAUCAUUGACCCCAACAGCCCUGAAGGGAGUCAUUAGAGUGAAGUUCAUCAACCUCCAGGGACUGGAUGAGGCUGGCAUCGACCAGGAUGGUGUCUUCAAGAUUGGAAAGAGCAUUGAUCCUUCCCAUCCUCUGUGCAAGGGCCUGGUCUAA